Messenger RNA from Lasiosphaeria miniovina, 1196 nucleotides. RefSeq lists its product as uncharacterized. NCBI's taxonomy places the organism in Eukaryota, Fungi, Ascomycota, Sordariomycetes, Sordariales, Lasiosphaeriaceae. The record is from RefSeq and is a predicted model, not a curated record. The transcript has 3 exons. The coding region runs from base 200 to 769 and encodes 189 amino acids.
CCCAAAGCUAGAAAAAGGGAAGCUAUCGCCGGAAUGCUGUUAAUCCGCGCCGAACCCCCUCUCUUACGCGCGGGGGUAUCACGCUAGUGUCUUGGAGAUACGGCUAGAGGCCAAUCUUGGUGUAUUUUAUACUACGAAUGUCCCUUUCGUUAUCUUCGAUUAUUAUCCCUAGCGAUGAUGAUAAUGUAAGGGAGACGGUAUGCCCGCCGUUGUCACGAAGAAGUGGUUGGUGUUUUUGGUCUUCCUAGCGAGCUCAAAUACUGUUCCAACCGUACCUGACUUUGAGGAUGUUAUCUUCCUGAACCUGGCAGACGAAGCCUUCGUGGCCCGCAUACCUCCGGCCCCCCCGCAUCGCCCGGCUCUUGCUCCCUCACCGGCUCCGGCUCCCUCGACAGCUCCCUCGACAGCUCCCUCGAUAGCUCCUUCCUCGGCUCCUUCCCUGGCUCCUUCCCCGGCUCCGGUGCCUACCAAGCGAAAAGCCCUGAAGAAGAAGGCGCCGAAGGAACCGUCGAAGGAAGCUCCAUACCAAUGGUCCGAUGCACAGGAGAAGCUACUCCUUGACGUGUUACGCUGUGCCGGGGAUACCGGGAUAAAGGGACAGGGUGGUUAUAAGAAGCAGGUAUAUAAACAAGUUGUUAUUGGGCUUCAAGCAGCUACACCGGGGCUUCGCCUUUCGGCUGAGCAGGUCGCCAGUAAGGUCGAAUACUUCAAGAAGUGGCGGGCGUGGAUGGUUUUGGUGGAAAAUUCGGGCUUCGGGUUCGACCGGUAACCGGCCUACAUACUGCGCCAGACGGUGUCUGGGAUGCCCUCAUCAAGGAAAAUAAAGAAGUCUACCAAUUCCGGUAUAGGACUCUCCCGCAUCGUGAACUAAUGGAGCAGGUCUUCCGAGACGAUCGCAGGGCCAACGGACAUGCAGCUCUAACGCUUGGGCAACUGUUAACUGCUAAUAGGGUCCCUGUAGACCCUACGUUGUUGGUGAUCUCUGACGACGACGACGAGGAACUCCCUGUACUGCACAUGUACGUAACGGUCAGAAGCGGUCCUCAUCCUCAUCAGGCCCGAAAAGGAAGAAAAGAAAGAGUCAGGGCGAUAUAUUGCUUGAAAGUAUACAGACUCUCACGUCAACCUUUGCGCAAGAGCCUGUUACCGGCGAGUGGCUAGAAAAGGCAAUGAAAAUCUUCAACGAAGACUGGUAU